UUCUCUUGGGUUCCCACCUAGGAGCAGAACUGCUGAGUUGCAGGACGCUGAGAUUUGGCUGUCGUUUCCCCAGGUUUUGUUUCUGUUCCCACCAGCAGCGCGUGAGGGUUUCUCUGUCUUCAUUUCCCUGCGUCCUUUCCUAUGGGUCUCUGUCUAGCGCCCUCCGUGUCUCCCUCAGUCCCAUCCUCCCCGGGUCGGUCCUCAGCUUCCCCUACCCCCACCCCCAUGAGCUUUGACUUGCAUGUCACAGGGAGGGUCCACUCCCUCACCCAGACCUCCUCCUCCUUCCCCACAGGACCCCACCACCCCUCAUGGCUCCCCUGGCUUUGGUGGGGGUCGCUCUCCUCCUGGGGGCUCCCCCAUGCUCAGGGGCGGCCACCCCCACCCCCUCCCUGCCACCUCCCCCGGCCAAUGACAGUGAUACCGGCACAGGGGGCUGCCAGGGCUCCAACCGCUGCCAGCCAGGGGUCCUGCUGCCCGUCUGGGAGCCCGAUGACCCAUCUCUGGGCGACAAGGCGGCACGGGCAGUGGUCUACUUUGUGGCCAUGGUCUACAUGUUCCUGGGAGUGUCCAUCAUCGCUGACCGCUUCAUGGCAUCCAUCGAGGUCAUCACGUCGAAGGAGAAGGAGAUUACCAUUACCAAGGCCAACGGCGAGACCAGCGUGGGCACCGUGCGCAUCUGGAACGAAACUGUGUCCAAUCUCACGCUCAUGGCCCUGGGCUCCUCGGCGCCCGAAAUCCUGCUGUCGGUCAUCGAGGUCUGCGGCCACAACUUCCAGGCGGGUGAGCUGGGCCCGGGCACCAUCGUGGGCAGCGCCGCCUUCAACAUGUUCGUGGUCAUUGCCGUGUGCAUCUACGUCAUCCCGGCCGGCGAGAGCCGCAAGAUCAAGCACCUGAGGGUCUUCUUCGUCACCGCCUCCUGGAGCAUCUUCGCCUACGUGUGGCUUUAUCUCAUCCUCGCCGUCUUCUCCCCGGGUGUGGUCCAGGUGUGGGAGGCGCUGCUGACGCUGGUCUUCUUCCCGGUGUGCGUGGUGUUCGCCUGGAUGGCCGACAAGCGGCUGCUCUUCUACAAGUACGUGUACAAGCGCUACCGCACCGACCCGCGCAGCGGCAUCAUCAUCGGCGCCGAGGGCGACCCGCCCAAGAGCAUCGAGCUGGACGGCACGUUCGUGGGGGCCACCCCGGCCGACGGCCCCGGCGAGGACGAGGAUGACGGCGCCAGCCGCAUCUUCUUCGAGCCCAGCCUCUACCACUGCCUGGAGAACUGUGGCUCGGUGCUGCUGUCGGUCACCUGCCAGGGCGGCGAGGGCAACAGCACCUUCUACGUGGACUACCGCACAGAGGACGGCUCCGCCAAGGCCGGCUCCGACUACCAGCACAGCGAGGGCACGCUGGUGUUCAAGCCGGGUGAGACGCAGAAGGAGCUGCGCAUUGGCAUCAUUGACGACGACAUCUUCGAGGAGGACGAGCACUUCUUCGUGCGGUUGCUGAACCUGCGUGUGGGCGACGCGCAGGGCAUGUUCGAGCCCGACGGCGGCGGGCGGCCCAAGGGGCGGCUGGUGGCGCCGCUGCUGGCCACCGUCACCAUCCUGGACGACGACCACGCGGGCAUCUUCUCCUUCCAGGACCGCCUGCUGCACGUGAGCGAGUGCAUGGGCACCGUGGACGUGCGCGUCAUACGCAGCUCGGGCGCGCGUGGCACCGUGCGCCUGCCCUACCGCACGGUGGACGGCACGGCACGCGGCGGCGGCGUGCACUACGAGGACGCGUGCGGCGAGCUGGAGUUCGGCGACGACGAGACCAUGAAAACGCUCCAGGUGAAGAUAGUGGAUGAUGAGGAAUAUGAGAAGAAGGAUAAUUUCUUUAUCGAGUUGGGCCAGCCCCAGUGGCUUAAGCGAGGGAUUUCAGCUCUGCUUCUCAAUCAAGGAGACGAGGACGGGAAACUGAGCGUGGAGGAGGAGGAGGCUCGGAGGAUAGCAGAGAUGGGCAAGCCGGUUCUUGGAGAGAACUGCCGACUGGAGGUCAUCAUUGAGGAGUCCUACGACUUUAAGAACACGGUGGAUAAACUCAUCAAGAAAACGAACUUGGCUUUGGUGAUUGGGACCCAUUCGUGGAGGGAACAGUUUUUAGAGGCAAUUACGGUGAGCGCAGGGGACGAGGAGGAGGAGGAGGACGGGUCUCGGGAGGAGCGCCUCCCAUCGUGCUUCGACUACGUGAUGCACUUCCUGACGGUGUUCUGGAAGGUGCUGUUCGCCUGCGUGCCCCCCACCGAGUACUGCCAUGGCUGGGCCUGCUUUGGCGUCUGCAUCCUGGUCAUCGGCCUGCUCACUGCCCUCAUCGGGGACUUGGCCUCCCACUUCGGCUGCACUGUUGGCCUCAAGGACUCCGUCAACGCCGUGGUCUUUGUGGCCCUGGGCACCUCCAUCCCUGACACGUUCGCCAGCAAGGUGGCGGCGCUGCAGGACCAGUGCGCGGACGCGUCCAUCGGCAACGUGACCGGCUCCAACGCGGUGAACGUGUUCCUGGGCCUGGGCGUGGCCUGGUCGGUGGCCGCUGUGUACUGGGCCGUGCAGGGCCGCCCCUUCGAGGUGCGCACCGGCACGCUGGCCUUUUCCGUCACGCUCUUCACCGUCUUCGCCUUCGUGGGCAUCGCCGUGCUGCUGUACCGGCGCCGGCCGCACAUCGGCGGCGAGCUGGGCGGCCCGCGCGGACCCAAGCUCGCCACCACCGCGCUCUUCCUGGGCCUCUGGUUCCUCUACAUCCUCUUCGCCAGCCUGGAGGCUUACUGCCACAUCCGGGGCUUCUAGGGCCUCCACAGAGACCCGGUCUCCCCUGGGACUGGAGCUCCUGCUCCUGGACUGUCUUCCUCCAGACUUGGCCUCCUCUCUGGGGCCCAGCCUCCCCCUGAGGUUCAGCCUCCUUUCCCCUGGGAUCUGAUACCCACUCCCCGCCUCCUGCCCCAUCUGUCCCCGGGAGCUCAGCCUCCUCCCCCCACAGGAGCCUCGCCAGUGCCCCCACACAGCGGGAGCAACCCCUGUGGACCCCCAGCUCCGGCUCCCUGUUAGUUGCCAUCUACUCCCCUGGGGAGAUUUCCACCUCCAGACCGCUCCCCGGACAACCACCCAGAGUGGCCGUUCCUCCAGCCCAGCCUGGCUCUGGCCCUGUCUCCCCACCGCUCGCCACCCCCUACACCUGCGCCCCAGGGCCUCAGAGCUGGAGACCCUGGGAAGGAGGCUCAGCGCCCCAGGACAGCAAAGGUCUGCCCCCCAGCCCUCAGGGAGCUCUGUUCAGACCCCGGGGAGGAACAGGUGGGUGUGUGCAUAAGGGGGGUGCACACCUUUUUUCCUGGUUUCAGGCUCCUGGGAAGACACUGAUUUUCGAGGCUGGGAGGAGGGAGGGGAGAAGUCUGGGGUUUCCGUCCCAACGUGAACUGGAGGAGGCACAUUCUGAACCCGCAACUUUCACAUUCCAGCGCCCCCACUCGCCCUCCACUACCUCUGAGAGCCCAGCCGCGCCUUGGAGGGAGGGACCUGUGCGUGUACAUAGUGUGUUUGGGGGAGGGGGGACACGGGAGGGUGCAUGUCUUGGGGAGGGGGCGUGACAGACUUCCUUUGCGAGGGCAGCAGACUCCCUCAGCCAUGAGAAUCCGCUUCGGGGAGGAGGCUGGGAAUCAGAGGGGCCAGCCUAUCUCUCCUGACAAUCUAGAAGGUUCAUUCUGCCCUCAGUGCCAGCCAAUCCGGGCAGGACCCUCGAAGAGAAGACCGAGGGUCCCAGAGGACCAAUGCUACAAGCCAGCAAAUGCUGCCACAUCUUUGCCUGC
This is a messenger RNA of Tupaia belangeri chinensis (Chinese tree shrew), 3820 nucleotides long. It is a transcript of the gene SLC8A2, whose product is annotated as solute carrier family 8 member A2. The transcript has 10 exons. Gene Ontology annotation, cellular component: postsynapse; axon; sarcolemma. Gene Ontology annotation, molecular function: calcium:sodium antiporter activity. Bases 312 to 2807 code for a protein of 831 amino acids. The record is from RefSeq and is a predicted model, not a curated record. Gene Ontology annotation, biological process: calcium ion import across plasma membrane; sodium ion transmembrane transport; cell communication. Lineage: Eukaryota; Metazoa; Chordata; Mammalia; Scandentia; Tupaiidae.